AGAGCUUCCAACUUCAUCCUUCAUCCAAGGAAGAAUCUGCCUCGGUGAUCAGACCCCUCUUUGAUAAUUUCUGGCAGUUUCAUCAGCUACAUGGAGCCAGAAAACCAAACAGGUGUUUCAGAAUUUAUCCUCCUUGGACUGUCAGAAGAUACAGAAGUGCAGUCGCUCCUCUUUUGGCUGUUUCUGGUGAUGUACCUGGUCACUUUCUUUGGAAACUUGCUCAUCAUCCUGGCCAUAUUCUCUGACUCCCACCUCCACACACCCAUGUACUUCUUCCUCUCUAAUCUGUCUUUUACAGAUACGUGUUUUAUCUCCAACACUAUCCCAAAGAUGCUGUUGAACAUCCAGACAAAGAGUAAAAUCAUAACCUACGAAAACUGCCUCACCCAGAUGUGCUUUUUCAUUCUUUUUGGAGAACUGGACAACUUUCUCUUGGCUGUGAUGGCCUAUGACCGCUUCGUGGCCAUCUGUCACCCCCUGCACUACACGGUCAUCAUGAACCCCCGGCUCUGUUGCCUCCUGCUGCUGGCUUGCUGGUUAUUGAGUAUUCUGGUUUCUCUUUUACUUGUCUUAAUGGUUUUGCAAUUGUCUUUUUGUACCGAGUUGGAAAUCCCCCACUUUUUCUGUGAACUUGAUCAAGUAGUCCACCUUGCUUGUUCAUACACCUUCCUUAAUGACCUAAUGAUGAAUUUUGCAACUGGAAUCUUGGCAGCUAUUCCCCUCAUUGGUAUCCUUCUCUCUUACUCUAAGAUUAUAUCCUCAAUUUUGAGAGUUUCAUCCAUUGGGGGCAAGUGUAAAGCAUUUUCCAACUGUGGGUCUCACCUCUCUGUAGUGUCCCUGUUUUAUGGUACAGUUCUUGGAGUAUAUCUUAGUUCUGCUUCUACUCAAAACUCAAGGACAAGUGCAAUAGCUUCAGUGACAUACACAGUUGUCACACCCAUGCUGAACCCCUUUAUCUAUAGUCUUCGAAACAAGGACAUAAAACAUGCCUUAAAAAAACUCUUCAGCUGA
Molecule: messenger RNA, 1011 nt
Organism: Choloepus didactylus (southern two-toed sloth)
Lineage: Eukaryota; Metazoa; Chordata; Mammalia; Pilosa; Megalonychidae
Product: olfactory receptor 7A17-like
Exons: 2
Coding region: 91-1011 (306 amino acids)
Biological process (GO): G protein-coupled receptor signaling pathway
Cellular component (GO): membrane
Molecular function (GO): G protein-coupled receptor activity; olfactory receptor activity
Source: RefSeq, a predicted model, not a curated record